AUGGAAGCAAAGCCUGGGCAGCAAGCUUCGCGCGCUUCGUCCCCGCCGCCCGGCUCUGCCUCGCCGAAGCUCCAAGCUGCAGCGGCCGGAGGAGGGGCCGCCGAUGCAGCAGCAGCAGCAGCAGCAUCCACGGGAGCGGAGGAAGCAGCGUCUCGUCUGCCGGCGAGUGACGGGGAUGCGGCGGCUGGCACAGGCGGCUCCUCGUCGGACCCCGGGAGCGGGUUGGCUCCUGCCUCUGCAGCCGCUGGAGACGGGCUGGGCAGACCUCUGGGUCCCACGCCCAGCCAGAGCCGCUUUCAGGUGGACCUGGUGGCAGAAAACCUGAGUCGGGCGGCUGUGGCAGAAGAGGCGAAAUCCACGGAAGCGACUCCCGGUGAUGGGCAUAAGAAAAGCAGCGAGGAAGCAAAAGGUCGGUUCCGGGUGAAUUUCGUGGACCCCUCCGCUGGAGACGACAGCUCCGAUGAGCCUGGAGGUGGGGGCCCAGAAGGCUGCAGCGUCAGCUUCCAGAAUGGGGGUGACACGGUUCUGAGCGAAGGGAGCCUACAUUCCGGGGGAGGCUCAGGAGGGCACCAUCACUUCUAUUACGACACUCAUACGAACACGUACUAUAUGCGCACCUUCGGCCACAAUACCAUCGAUGCCGUGCCAAGGAUAGACUAUUAUCGGCACACCGCUGCUGGUCUAGGAGAGAAACUGAUUCGACCCAGCCUUGCAGAGUUGCACGAUGAGCUGGACAAGGAGCUAUUUGAAGAUGGCUAUGCAAAUGGAGAAGAAGGAACACCUACUGGAGAAGCCACUGCAGCAUAUACUGCUGAUAGCAAAGGGAUUGUCAAAUUUGGUUGGAUUAAAGGUGUAUUGGUACGAUGUAUGUUGAAUAUCUGGGGGGUGAUGCUCUUCAUUCGACUAUCCUGGAUUGUAGGACAAGCUGGCAUAGGACUUGCUGUCUUGGUUAUUGCAAUGGCCACUGUUGUAACUACUAUCACAGGCUUGUCUACAUCAGCUAUAGCUACCAAUGGUUUUGUGAGAGGAGGAGGUGCAUAUUAUCUCAUUUCCAGAAGCUUGGGGCCAGAAUUUGGCGGUGCUAUAGGCUUGAUAUUUGCAUUUGCUAAUGCUGUUGCCGUAGCCAUGUAUGUAGUUGGUUUUGCAGAGACUUUUGUUGACCUACUUGAGGAACAUGAAUUGCUUAUGCUGGAUCCAAAUAAUGAUAUCAGAAUUAUAGGAGCAAUUACAAUUGUUGUUUUAUUAGGCAUCUCGUUAGCAGGAAUGGAAUGGGAAGCUAAAGCACAGAUUGUUCUGCUGGUGAUAUUACUAAUAGCUAUUGCUGACUUCAUCAUAGGAACAUUUAUUCCAUUUGAGAACAAAAAGCCUGAAGGAUUUUUUGGUUACAAAGCUGAAAUAUUUGCAGAAAACUUUGGACCAGAUUUCAGAAAAGAAGAAACUUUCUUUUCAGUAUUUGCUAUAUUUUUCCCAGCUGCAACAGGCAUUUUAGCUGGUGCAAAUAUCUCAGGUGAUCUUGCGGAUCCUCAAUCAGCCAUACCUAAAGGGACACUUCUAGCCAUCUUAAUCACUACAGUGGUUUACAUGGGAGUAGCAGUAUCAGUAGGUUCCUGUGUUGUUCGGGAUGCCACCGGGAGCCUUAAUGACACAAUUGUUAAUGAGCUGACAAACUGUACAUCAGCAGCUUGUAAACUAAAUUUUGAUUUCUCUUCCUGUGAAAUGACAAAAUGUUCUUAUGGGCUAAUGCAUGAUUUCCAGGUAAUGAGCAUGGUAUCAGGAUUUGCCCCACUGAUAACAGCUGGUAUAUUUUCUGCAACUCUUUCUUCAGCGUUAGCGUCUCUUGUCAGUGCACCUAAAAUCUUUCAGGCAUUGUGCAAAGACAAUAUUUAUCCGGGUUUCCUGAUGUUUGCUAAAGGCUAUGGGAAAAAUAAUGAACCUUUACGAGGGUAUCUUCUCACUUUUUUGAUUGCUCUUGGAUUCAUAUUAAUUGCUGAAUUGAAUGUAAUUGCUCCAAUUAUCUCCAAUUUCUUCUUGGCUUCCUAUGCUUUAAUUAAUUUUUCCGUGUUCCAUGCUUCACUGGCAAAAUCACCAGGCUGGCGACCUGCUUUUAAAUACUACAACAUGUGGAUAUCUUUAGUUGGAGCAAUUCUCUGCUGCAUAGUCAUGUUUGUUAUUAACUGGUGGGCAGCACUGCUCACCUAUGUUAUUGUUCUGGGACUCUACAUUUAUGUAACUUACAAGAAGCCAGAUGUGAACUGGGGUUCCUCAACUCAAGCUUUGACUUAUCUGAAUGCUUUGCAGCAUGCUGUCCGCCUUACUGGUGUAGAAGACCAUGUAAAAAACUUCAGGCCACAAUGCCUUGUCAUGAGUGGUGCUCCAAGCUCACGUCCAGCUUUGCUUCAUCUGGUCCAUGCCUUCACCAAAAAUGUAGGAUUGAUGAUCUGUGGUCACGUACAUAUGGGUCCCCGCAGGCAAGCCAUGAAGGAAUUGUCAGCUGACUUGGCUAGGUACCAACGGUGGCUUAUUAAAAACAAAAUGAAAGCGUUUUAUGCUCCAGUACAUGCAGAAGACCUGAGAGAUGGUGCACAGUACUUAAUGCAAGCUGCAGGCUUAGGAAGAAUGAGGCCAAAUAUUCUUGUUGCUGGAUUCAAGAAGGAUUGGCAGUCAGCUGAUAUGAAUGAUGUUGACAUCUACAUCAAUUUAUUACAUGAUGCUUUCGACUUUCAGUACGGAGUGGUUGUCAUCCGUCUGAGGGAAGGUUUGGAUAUAUCUCAUCUUCAGGGACAAGAAGAAUUAUUGUCAUCCCAAGAGAAAUCACCAGUAACCAAAGACAUUAUAGUAAAUGUGGACUACAGCAAGAAGACUGAUAUGGUAACUUCUAAACCUGUUAGUGAAAAAGGACCUAUUCAUAAAGAAGAAGAAGAAGAUAUCAAGACUCCAACACAGCCACUUUUGAAAAAAGAUCCUAAGGGCCCGUCUGUUCCUCUGAACUUGGCUGAUCAAAAGCUGCUUGAUGCAAGUUCCCAAUUUCAGAAAAAACAAGGCAAAAAUUACAUUGAUGUUUGGUGGCUCUUUGAUGAUGGGGGCUUAACACUUUUGAUUCCAUAUCUUCUGACAACCAAGAAAAAAUGGAAAGACUGCAAGAUCAGGGUGUUCAUUGGUGGAAAAAUAAAUAGAAUUGACCAUGACAGAAGAGCGAUGGCAACAUUACUUAGCAAAUUUCGGAUAGACUUUUCAGAUAUCAUGGUCCUUGGUGAUAUCAAUACAAAACCAAAGAAAGAAAACAUUGCAGCCUUUGAAGAAAUGAUUGAACCAUUCAGACUUCAUGAAGAUGAUAAAGAGCAAGAUGUUGCAGACAAAAUGAAGGAAGAUGAACCUUGGAGAAUCACAGAUAACGAAAUUGAGCUAUAUAAAACCAAGAGUCACCGUCAGAUUAGAUUAAAUGAAUUACUGAAAGAACAUUCAAGCACAGCUAAUCUAAUCGUUAUGAGUUUACCAGUUGCACGAAAAAGUGCUGUAUCGAGUGCGUUGUACAUGGCCUGGAUAGAAGCUCUUUCAAAAGACCUACCACCCAUUCUCCUUGUCCGUGGAAAUCAUCAAAGUGUUCUUACCUUCUAUUCAUAAACUCUCUUGUGCAAAAAUACAACGGGGAAGAAAUGGUACUUCAGUGCCUAGAGGAAAGGGUCUGGGACGUACGAUUAAAAUUUUAACCUCACACAGAGGCAGAAAGUGAUAACUUUCUCACUAUUCCCCUGACUCAAAAGCACAUAAGGAAAGUCACUAUACUCCUAAGUUGUGGAAGUUCCAUUUUUUUCUAAUUCUUCUGUAAUUUAAUCUUGCUAAAGGGGGGAGGAUUCCUUAGUAAAGAAUAAAUAAACAGGUUUUUCUUUGCUACUUGAAAGGCAGCAAUAAAAGUGUUUAUUUUUGAUCAAUGAAAGGGUUAUAGAUUUAUAAAAACAUUUUAGCCUUGAGGUGCCUUCUGAAGUUAACCAAAUUUCAUCCAUAUAUUGUUUUGUAAAUUUAUGAAGUCCGUCUGCCAUUGGUUAAAACUUUAGAUCAAACUUCCUCUAGUUUCUAGACUCUUCCAUCUUACAAUAAUAAAGAUGCUGCAUUCUGGUCUUCCAUGAAGGUAUUAGUUUGGAUUGUUAUAUGUUUCUUAUUGUUUGGAAUGGGGAGUUGUGUGUCUGGUCUGUGUCUGUGUCUGUUUAAGAGACUGGUUAGUCCUAAAAGAGGUAAGUGGGAUGACUUGGUUAUGAUAAAAGUCAAAUUCAUGCAGUUAGCAUUGAGGACUUUGUAAAGUUUAAUUUUCACUACUGAAAGAUGUACUAAUUGGGAACUACUAAUGUUCUCCAGUUCCAUCCCGUCCUUCGUGUUCCUUGGACUCCUAUGAUGGAAGAUUAACCGGACAGAUUUUAUUGUGCGGUUCUGUUAUCAAAGGGUGCUUUUGUCACAGGUUGCCAUCAGUGUUGGGGCUGAUUCAGUGUGUGCCCUUUUUUGGGGGGGACCAUAUAGAUAAAAAGUAGUUCUGUGGGACCAGGUUUUGUCCAAGGCAUCCAAGGACAGUUUAUUUAAAAUCUGCUAAAACUCUUGCUAAACACUCAGGUUUGGUUCUCUUGAGCUUGAUUUUUAAUUUGAUAAGGUGGUGUAUUCAAGAAUUACCCAUUUGUGUGCCCUCUGUUUCUGGAAGGGUAUAUAUUUCAAUUGCUUUAUAUUUUUUUAUUCUAUAAACUGUUUCCUGAAGAAUCUCUUGAGGCUUUAUCCGAUACUUGGUAAUAACAUUUAUACCUGUUACCUGUUAGUUGCUUAAACAUAUGUUUCAACUUUUGGCUUUAAUACAGAGCGCCAUGUUAGAUCAAAGAUCUAUAAUUUCAAGAGUUUCUAAGUGAACACAUAGCAUAUAAAAACACAGCUUUCUUGCUAAGUGAAAUCAAAAUCUAUGAACAAAUUGUUUCGGGAGAUCUGGUUAAUGGGACAACAGGAUUCUUGCAUAUUGUAAUUACUUUCAGUAACCUACUGCUCUAAUGCUGAUUGUUUUGUUUUUUCCAGAAGUGCAAUACACGUUGGCUGCCAGAUAGAGUAAUUCAUUGUCAGGAUAUAUUUUUCAAAGGAAAUUGGAAGUUUAUAAUAAAAUAGUUUAUUGUUACUUUUUUUAAAAAAAAUCACAUUGGAAAUAGAGUGUUGAUUACUACCAGAUUGGUUGAUUGUUGCUGUGAUGAAAGAAGAUGUAAAAUUACUCAGUAAGGCUGAAUUUCCUUUCCUUUCUCUUGUUAAGUGCAGACUUAGAGUAGGAUAGAAAACAGCAUCACCCAUCUGGAAGAAAUGCACUUGGACAGUUAGCAGUUUGGCCCAUUCAGGGCAGCCAUUAUUUGUGAUGUGCAAAAGAAAGGAGUUGCAUUUCUGUCAGUGUGUGGUGGCUGAAAUAAUUAUUUUAACAUUUGGAUCUAUUGAUGGAUACCAAAUGUAGUCUGUGACUUAAAAGUUCUUUAUCCAAUGAGAAUUUCCAAUAUUAGAAAUGCCAAAUGCCAAAUCCUGAUUAUAACAUUAUUAAAACUCUCUAGGUAAUAUAUAUUAUUAACCUGUUAGCAAAUUUACUAUUCCAGUUUCUAUUUACUAUAAAUUUAAAUUUCUUUUGGGCACUUUUUAAAAUUUUCAAUCAGUAAUAACUUGAAAUAGUUUUCCAUUGACACUCAGCAAUAUCAUUUUUAUAAAUUUAUUUUGUGAAAUUCGGAAGUGUUUAGGAAAUAGUUGGAGAAAUUGAUUAUUUAUUGUUUCAUUAUGUUUGUCUUUCCUUUUUACACAAUUAUUUUAUAUGCUGUUUUGUUUAUUUAAAAAUGAACUACGGUCUUAAUUUAAAGCUUGAGCUUUGGUUGGUACUAUCCACAGUCCAAAAAUGUUAUGUCAUAUUUUGAUAAUGUAUUGUAACUGUUAUCUACAGUUAUGACUUUUCUAAUGUUUUAACGACGUCGAGUAUUGCAGCUACUAUACUGUACUGAAGAAGGAUCACUGCAAUAAAUGAAAGUGAAUUAAA
Protobothrops mucrosquamatus (brown spotted pit viper) is the source of this 6025-nucleotide messenger RNA. It is a transcript of the gene SLC12A2, whose product is annotated as solute carrier family 12 member 2. Gene Ontology annotation, biological process: potassium ion import across plasma membrane; sodium ion homeostasis; chloride transmembrane transport. NCBI's taxonomy places the organism in Eukaryota, Metazoa, Chordata, Lepidosauria, Squamata, Viperidae. The record is from RefSeq and is a predicted model, not a curated record. Gene Ontology annotation, cellular component: membrane. Gene Ontology annotation, molecular function: sodium:potassium:chloride symporter activity; ammonium channel activity. Bases 1 to 3621 code for a protein of 1206 amino acids. The transcript is spliced from 27 exons.